CAAUAGUUGCCCCUGGUAACGGGGGUGGCAGAGGGAGGAGGAGGAGGAGGAGGAGGGACUCGGCAGGAGGAUGGGCUUACUCUCAAUUUUACGUAAAUUGAAAAGUGCACCAGACCAGGAGGUGAGACUCCUUCUCCUGGGUUUGGAUAAUGCUGGCAAGACUACCCUUCUGAAGCAGCUUGCAUCUGAAGACAUCAGCCACAUCACACCUACACAGGGUUUUAACAUCAAAAGUGUACAAUCACAAGGUUUUAAACUGAAUGUAUGGGACAUUGGUGGACAGAGGAAAAUCAGACCAUACUGGAGGAAUUAUUUUGAAAACACUGAUAUUCUUAUAUAUGUAAUUGACAGUGCAGACAGAAAAAGAUUUGAAGAGACGGGCCAGGAACUAGCUGAAUUACUGGAGGAAGAAAAGCUAAGUUGUGUUCCAGUGCUCAUCUUUGCUAAUAAGCAGGAUUUGCUCACGGCAGCCCCUGCCUCUGAAAUUGCAGAAGGACUGAACCUGCACACCAUCCGUGACCGAGUCUGGCAGAUCCAGUCUUGCUCAGCUCUCACAGGAGAGGGCGUUCAGGACGGCAUGAACUGGGUCUGCAAAAAUGUCAUUGCAAAGAAGAAAUAAAAUCUAGACGAAUGGAGACGCAGGAGCUGAGUUCUGUCCUGAAAAACACUAAUUUGCUGCUUUCUGACCAAAUGUUUUUCCAUCUGUGUACAGCUACAGCUGUUUGAAGAGAGGGUACCACACAGUUUAAAAAGAAUCCCUAUUCCAGCAGUAGAUUUAACUGAUCUCUGAGGUUCAGUAUCAUUUUUCAAAUAAAGGAAUUAUAUUAUUUCCUCUGCAUAAUUGAAAUAGUAUUAAAUGUCUCAAAGCAC
Eptesicus fuscus (big brown bat) is the source of this 870-nucleotide messenger RNA. RefSeq names its product ADP ribosylation factor like GTPase 3 (gene ARL3). Bases 71 to 619 code for a protein of 182 amino acids. Gene Ontology annotation, cellular component: cytoplasm; microtubule cytoskeleton. The transcript is spliced from 6 exons. Gene Ontology annotation, biological process: cilium assembly. Gene Ontology annotation, molecular function: GTP binding; GTPase activity. Lineage: Eukaryota; Metazoa; Chordata; Mammalia; Chiroptera; Vespertilionidae. The record is from RefSeq and is a predicted model, not a curated record.